Messenger RNA from Anisakis simplex (herring worm), 1359 nucleotides. NCBI's taxonomy places the organism in Eukaryota, Metazoa, Nematoda, Chromadorea, Rhabditida, Anisakidae. The record is from the annotation of a GenBank genome assembly.
AUGGGAUAUACGCUGAACGGUCCUGUGACGGCCGUAUUCGUGGUUUGUGGUGUGGUGCUGAACUCGAUCACUGUGCUCGUUCUGCUGAAACAGCCAAAACGAUGCACCACCACCACCACCACUACAUCAUCAACUAGUCGAACGUUGAUCAAGCAAAAGGCUUUAACGAGAUCGAAUGACUCUGUACGACUGAGAUCGUACAUCACCAAUUCACGACCGCUCAUCUACACGUACCUUUUGUGGAUCACCUUCUCGGAUACAUCCCUGCUGCUGAACGCCUUCUUGAUGUACUGUAUGCCCACAUUCAUGUCAUCGUUGGGUUUUUAUGCACGUCUCUUUCCCACCUACUACAUGCUCAGUAAUGCGUCACUGACGUCUUCGGUAUGGUUGAUAUGCGCACUGAUGUUUGAACGAUAUCGAGCGUUGUGUCGUCCGUUAUCGAAGCAAUUGAAACAGCGACAGCAAAUCACCGUGAAUCGUGCGCAUAAAAUUCUCACACUGGUACUGUUCAUCGCUGUGCUCUUCUCGUUGCCUCGCCUGUUUGAGUUGUCUGUUUUCGAGUAUGAUGGGGAACUGUACGUGAAGCAAACAGUUUUGGUGAACAAUCGUUUGUAUAUGAUUGGCUAUCGAAUCAUCGGUGGCCUCUUGUUCUAUUCACUUUUCCCAUAUAUUGGCCUCUUCACGAUGUCCACACGAAUCUCAUUCGCUUUGCAUCAAGCGGCCAAAGAAAGGCAACGUUUAGCCUCCGCAACAGUACUGUCAGCGUCAUCGCAACGUCUGUUGUCGUCUGCACAAAAGACGGCCGAAUCUGAAUUGAUUCUGUUGGCGGUCAUGGCCAAAUUUCUACUCUCAAGACUAAUGCCGACAGCGUUGGAUGUUGCUGAGCAUGUGAUCUCAGCGAAAGAAUUUCUGAAUUCUGACACUGCAACAAUUUGUGUUGACAUCAGCAAUUUGUUGGUGGUGAUCUCGAGUGCGACAAAUUUCUUCAUUUAUUUCUCGUUUUCUCGUUCGUUUCGACACGCAGUCUGUCCACCAUUUGUGACUGCUGCCUCAUCGCUGAGUUGGUGUUAUUGUUGUUGUUGUUGUUUUUGCCGUCAAAAAAGUGUUGUGUCGUUGAGCAGUAAUCAGCCGAACAGACCAAAUAAUGCGACAAAUUCGUUUCGUUCGGAACUGAAAAUGCUCUCGCACAAUCCAAAUACUUCACUUCUUGCUACUAGAGCCUCAUCAUCGGGUGUUAUCGCCAACAACAAUAGUAAUAAUAACUGUGAUUCAAACUGCUCAUCAACUAUUCAUCCAAUAACACUGUCGACACGUAACGAUUUGAUUGUGCCACCAGCAAAAACUGAAAUGCUCAUUUGA